Molecule: messenger RNA, 1986 nt
Organism: Penicillium pulvis
Lineage: Eukaryota; Fungi; Ascomycota; Eurotiomycetes; Eurotiales; Aspergillaceae
Product: C2H2-type zinc finger protein
Exons: 4
Coding region: 1-1986 (661 amino acids)
Biological process (GO): regulation of DNA-templated transcription
Molecular function (GO): DNA-binding transcription factor activity, RNA polymerase II-specific; RNA polymerase II cis-regulatory region sequence-specific DNA binding
Source: RefSeq, a predicted model, not a curated record
AUGCUACGAACAGCUCUGGAUAGUUGUACUAAAACGUACCUUAUUAUCGAUGGUCUUGAUGAAUGUGGGCGGCGUGAUGGAAAGGAGAUUGUUACCUGGUUUCAGAACCUGAUAGAAGAUCUAGUCUCAGAGUGUAUGGACUCUCCAAGGUGCCUUUUCGUGAGCCAAGACAUUGCAGCACCUAAAAUUCCCUCUAUUAAGGUCACUGCCCUUGAGAACAAAGGAGACCUUAGCCACUGUGUUUCUGUGUGGCAUGAGCAGAUUGAGGCCAAAUUUGGAGAAUUGCGAUCAAAAGAGCACCACAUUGCGAAUAUCCUUUUAGCAAGAGCACAAGGCAUGUUCAUCUUUGCAGAACUGAUGGCCAAGUACCUGGAAGAUCAACCACAUCGGGCUUCGCUGGUUACAGAGCUCAGGCCAGAAAGGUUCCCAGUCAAGCUGGAUACUGUAUUUUCACGGAUUGUCCAGCGUAUAUUCGACUCGAGAGGUAACAAUCUUGCUACGCACAUGCGACAGAUUCUUGGAUGGAUUGUUUGCGCUAAAAGACCACUACGUUGGCGGGAGAUCCAGGGAGCCAUUUGUAUUGACAUUGAACAACAGCUUGUUGACUAUGACAAGCAACUACUGGAUUCGCCGAAAGGGCUUUUUGCAGCGCUUGUCGAAGUGCGAGCAGAUGACACUGUUGAGCUCGUUCAUGGCACCGCUCGAGAAUACCUCGUGGAGGCAAAGAUUGUUCAGGCUGAUGAUAUAAACUACUCCCUUUCAAUGCUGUGCCUUGCCUAUCUUGCCUUUCCUCAGUUUGAUCUACGCCGGAACGACGAUGAAAUUGCUGUUGAUGUUCGAAACGGAUCACAUGCAUUUUACGACUACGCUUCAGCCUGUUGGGCUAUGCACCUGCAGUGUGGGAUUCCAGAGACUGAGUCAGGAGACAGACUAAAACAACUCCAAGAGACCUUGGAGACAUUUGUUGAGUCACACUGGUCGUCAUCAGCAAAGCCGUUGCAAAUUUCUCAAAAGGUUGAAGGCACUCUGGCUCCCAUGCAGAAAUCCGUGUCUCUUCCUGAAAUAUCACAAGCUGUUGCUUGGUAUCGAAAGCAGACUGACACUUGUGGCCAUGGUCCGACUGCAGAUGACGCAUUGGAUCUAUGGCAAAUCACGGAGAAGACUAGAACUAUUCUUGAAAGUAUGUGGUCCGAACCAUUGUCUGACUCUGCGAAGCGGGGCAUGAAGCAGUAUUACGGCUCGAAUUGGUUCAAAUGCCCCCGUGUAAACUGCACUUUCUACCACCAUGGAUUCAGCAGCCCGAAUCAACGACAGCUUCAUGUUUCGAAGCAUGAACGUCCAUUUCUUUGUUUUGUAACUGGCUGUCAUAUGGCAUCCUUUGGUUGCACAACGAAUAAUGAGUUGAAAGGACAUAUCCUUGAGUACCACGGUAUCGACAUGUUCCACGAUACAGAGUUCCCAGAUCCACCCAAGCGGCAGGCGUCAGACAAGCCAACAAACAAUGAAGCCAAGUUUCAUUGUGACCAGUGUCCGAAGGCGUUCACCAGACGCCAUAACUUGAACACUCAUUUGAGAUCCCACACUGGGCAAAGACCUGAAGAGUGUACGGUUUGUGGUAAAACCUUCGCGCGCAAGUUCGAACGCCUUCGUCACGAGCAAAUACAUCAGAACAAAAAAUAUAAAUGCCAAGGUAGUCUCCAGGACGGGUCUACAUGGGGCUGCGAGGCUUCAUUUGCUCGGGCCGACAUUCUUGCCAAUCAUCUCAAGAGCAAUAUCGGCCGCAAAUGUAUUCAACCAUUGAUGCUGCAGAGGCUGCAAGAAGGUACAGAGCAAAACGAGGCUAACGAAACAAACAUUUUCACCAAUCAAUCUGGCUUGAACUCCGAGGCGCUACUGGCUACUGGCAAGCUCCUCCCAUCCUUCAAAGACUUCUUACACCUUUGUGGACUUGACGAGUCUCCGUCAACGGAUAAGGCAAUGUCAUGA